AAUGAUGCAACGGAAAGUAAGUGUGCGAGAAGACGUUAGUAGGAACUUCACGGGGUGCUGCUUGAAAUUCUGAGCCCUGUUUAAAAACAAAUCCCGCUGGGGCCCACCUGGGCAGUUGGCGCUGUUUUGGGGGGCUUUUGGAAUUGUCCCUGGCUGUAGUUCCUAAAUGGUAAAUGCGCAAAACCUCUUAAAGAUUAAAGCUGCUGAUGGUGUAUUUGACGGAGACGCAGCUGGAAAUAUACCGUAGAAGUCCACUCUCCAAGAGGUUAUUAGGUGACCACAGAUGAGGCGCUAGGUGUUCAAAGUCGGGACCCAGGAUAGACCACUGCUCUAUGCAUCAGUUGGUGACAUCUCUGCGCUGCUGACUUGUCUACAUGUAAGACUAUCCCCCUGCUGAUCUCCCAACGGACUGGACUUUCACAUUAUGUCGUGACCACUUGGCAUCCAUUGCACCGGUCACCCAGGGGGUCCCCACAUCUGCGGUCCCUUCAAAGUAUGGCGAGUCCGCCGGGCGACGCCGGACCCCCGCUACUAUCCACCGGCGUGAAGAAGUGUGGCUACCUGAAGAAACACAAACAUGGACACAAGCGCUUCUUCGUGCUGAGGGAGCCCGGCGACGGCUUCCCUGCCCGGCUGGAGUACUACGAGAGCGAGAAGAAAUGGAGGAACAAGUCUGCCGCCAAAAGGGUGAUCCCGCUGGACUGCUGCUUGAACGUCAACAAGCGAGCGGACGCCAAACACAAACAUCUCAUCGCGCUUUACACCAAGGACGAGUACUUCGCGGUGGCGGCGGAGAGCGACGCCGAGCAGGAGGGCUGGUACCAGGUGUUGACGGAUCUAAUCUCGGAGGGGAGAGUGUGCGACGGCUCGGCGUGCAGCUCCGCGUCUUCGCUGGUGGGCUUCGACGAAACGAGCUACGGCGUCAUCACGCCGGUGAGCGCCGCCUAUAAGGAGGUCUGGCAAGUCAACAUGAAGUCCAAGGGCUUGGGGCAAAGCAGGAAUUUAACCGGCGUGUACAGACUCUGCCUUUCCAGUCGGACUAUCAGUUUUGUCAAGCUCAACACAGAAGUGGCCUCGGUCGUUUUGCAGCUGAUGAACAUCCGGAGGUGUGGCCAUUCGGAUAGCUUCUUCUUCAUAGAGGUGGGUCGCUCGGCAGCCACUGGACCCGGCGAGCUCUGGAUGCAGGCCGACGACUCCGUGGUGGCGCAGAACAUCCACGAGACCAUCCUGGAAGCCAUGAAAGCCAUGAAGGAGCUGUCAGAGUUCCGCCCCCGCAGCAAAAGCCAGUCUUCAGGCACCAAUCCCAUCUCCGUGCCCACCAGGAGGAACUUGCACAACCUCCCCCCGAGUCAGACCGGCCUCCUCAGGAGGUCACGCACUGACAGCAUGGCUACGACGUCGCCUGUUGGUAAAUUCUCCUCCUGUCGAAUACGCACGGCCAGUGAGGGCGAUGGCACCAUGACACGCCCCAUGUCGAUGAUGGGGAGCCCCCUCAGCCCGGGGGUCCACCGCACCCUCCUGAGCAGGUCUCACACCAUCACCGCACGCCCUUGUCGGACAUUUGAAUCCUCUUCCCUCCAGCACAGUAAGUCCAUGUCCAUGCCUCUGUCUCAUUCCCCGCCCACGGCCGCCCCUAGUCUAGUAAGCCUGUCCUCAUGUCCAGAUAGUUGCGCUCCUCGUCCCUCAAGUUGCAGUGCUUCCUUCUCGGGCUCCCCCAGUGAUGCAGGGUUUAUAUCGUGUGAGGAGUAUGGCUCCAGCCCCAUUGAUGCACGGGACCUUCGGCUGCCUCUCACAUUUGGUAGCAACACCCCUGAGUCUCUAAAAGCGGACACUCCUCCUUCGCGGGGCAGCAGUGGGCUUGAAGGAUACAUGGUAAUGGAGCAAAAUUUUGGCUAUCGGUGGUUACCAGAGCGGGACAAGUCUUACCGAAAACGCACAUACUCCCUUACCACCCCCCGCCAGCAAAGGUGUCUCCCCCAAGUGUCUUCAGCCUCCCUUGAUGAGUACACACUAAUGAGGGCCACAUAUACAAGUGGAAGCCAGUCUUCUCGCAGGUGUUCCCCUAAAGGAAGCUUCCCUGACGAGUACAGGGAUGUCCAGAUGAGUGACAGCAGUGGUUACAUGCCCAUGAUGCCUGGCGCUGCGCCUCACACGUCAGGAGCUAAGACUGACCCUUACAUGCCCAUGAGCCCCAUGUGUGUGUCUGCUCCUAAACAGAUCAUCAACCCCCGGACGCACUCUUCCUUGGCAGGGCUGGCCCCACAUGCGAACUCCCCGGGCAGUGUUUCCCUGGAGGAUAGCGGCUACAUGCGCAUGUGGUGUGGCAUCAAAAUGUCAGUGGAGAGCGCUGAUGGAAAGCUGCCAAAUGGCGAAUACCUGAACAUGUCUCCUGUGGACCCUCUGUUGUCACUCCCAACCAGAGACAACACCCUCAGUAAUAUUGGAGGAGAACCCCACCCCAAGCACCAGCACAGACAGCCUUACACUUACAGCACCCUCCCGCAUUCACUUAAAGGCCAAUUGCAACGCAACUGUUCCGUUGACACUGACCAGUAUGUAGUGAUGUGUUUACAGAGACAGAGGAUAGAGGAGGAGUCCAGCUACUGUCCUGUCUCUCCAGGAGACUCUGUGGCGUCAACAGGCGGAACCCCUUCAUCUGCUCCCCCUCCCCUUAGAUUGGCUCAGAGUAACGGCGGCCUGGCGCACAGGGGUAGGGCGUGUCGGCCCACCCGCUUGGCUCUGGAUUCCCUCAGAACCUUACCAUGUAUGAGUGAACACCCGCUCCCCUCUGAGCCACGCAGCCCCGGGGAGUAUAUCAACAUCGACUUCAGCAGUCCUUCCAGUGACGUGGUGGCAUCCACUGAGGGCGCCAACAGGGGAUCACCAUCGCUCUCGGACUAUGUUAACGUGGAGCUUGCCUCGCCAAAAACUGUGGACACCCCAGCUGUGCAUGACAUGCAGGAAGAGGAAGGAAAAAGGGCAGAGGUGAGGGGGGUGGUGGAUGAAUAUCCCCUCCAGCAUCACAAGAUUCAAGUCAAGGAUGACUACACUGAGAUGACUUUCGGUCCUCUGUGCGCCACGGAUCCCGCUCCCCUCCCUUCCAGCCCCACCGCCUGUGUCCAAAGACUGAGCCUUGACAGCAGCCUUGUGAUAGACAGGGUAACACCCGCGCCAGUGGACUCGUUUCUCCUCCCUUCACUGUCUGUCACCCUUGCAGACCCUCACAGGGGUGCAAAAGUAAUCCGGGCUGACCCUCAGGGACGCCGGCGACACAGCUCAGAGACCUUCUCCUCCACCACCACUGUCACACCUGUGUGCCCAUCCUUUGCCCACGACACCAAGCGCCACAGCUCAGCUUCAGUGGAGAACGUGUCUCGUGGCGUGAGGAGUGCCGAGGAACAAGACGAGGAGUACGUGAGCAGCAGCAUGUGCAGGGAGACGUCUGCGGGCUAUCAGAACGGACUCAACUACAUUGCCUUAAACUUGAUGGAGGGUACCCUCGGAGGGUGCAGGUUAGGGGGCUGCGACGGACUCCUGAGAUACAAGCCGGCCUGCGGCUGCAAGGGCAGCAUGAACGGCUUCAACUCCAGCCCUUAUGCCAGCAUGGGCUUUAAGGAGACUACUGCAGCUGCCGUGAAAGAAUGAAGGGCACUGACUCCGCCCCCUUUUCUUCCUUGACUCUCCUCCUGGUCGUUGGGUUGGGCCGCCGCAGCCAAGUGACGAUGUCGCCUCGGCAACAGCUGGACCGCACACUGCAGCCGACGUCCUCUGACCCCCCCCCCCACCCCUACUCCCCCCCAGCUGUCGUCUCCGAGAGGUCACAGGGACUGCAGUCGUCACCAUAGCAACACAGACACUUGACCUUUGCCCCACAUGUUCCUUUGAGGAGCCUUUGGGCGCUGCUGCUGAUGACCUAAAACAGGACUUGUUGGUAACUCGUGAACUGAUGUGUUCAUGCAGGACUGCGAAUGUUCACCAUAGAACCAUCGAGACACAAAACCACACCUGGAGAACACAUGCACAAGCAUGGCAAAAAAACAAAAAAAAGAAUGCAUACAAAAAUAUUUAUUUAUUUAUCGCGGAUGUGUAUGCAUUUGGUUUUCCAAAUGUGUGAAUUUCUAUAAAUGAUAAAAAACAAAUUUAAAAAAAAAAAAACCUACCUCAGCAAAAACAAACAAAAACAGGUUGGUUAAACACCCCCCAUCGUUAUAUAUAGAAAUAUAUAUGAAAUAUUUAUUUUGUCUUUUUGAUUUUUAAAUUUUUUUUUUUAAGAACAUGAUCACCAAUCCAAAGCCUUACUCUGGCCCAGGGGCUGUUAAGUUUGGACCUACACAACCGCAAAGAAUGAGCCACUCUGAGAUUUCCAAGCGACAUUUAUGAUGACAAUGUGUGCAAAGAUGAUUUAUUGACUCCCCAAACACUGCAGCACACCUGUGGCCUGUCGUCUGAGCCCAAGUCUCAGCACCUCCAAACACUUUGGACCUGUUCACCUGUAAGCCCCCGCGCACCUGACAGGAAGUUAUGACCUGUUUGUGGGGCCGGGGGGGGGGGGGGGGGGGGGGGGGAGAAGCGAAUGUUCUCUGAAGUUCUUGCUAUGUCGAAAACUAGGGAUGGGCAUUGUAACCAAAUCAUAAUUAGUGGGUUUUCUUUUCUCCAGUCGGAGGAAAGGGCAUGAAAAAUGACAAUACAAUUUGCUAAAUACACUUGAUUUUCAUAACAUUAUUCUUUUUUUUAAUAACAGUUUUUACUAUUUUUUUUUGCUAGUAAAAUUUUUUUUUUUUAUUAAUAUGGUCAUCGUUUUUUGUCAUGACAUGAUUUUUUUUUUUUAAAUGUGGAAUUUUAUUAUUUUUAAAUUCAAACUUUUUAAAAUUUUGAACUUUUUUCUGACUUUGAUUAAACAUUUUUUUAACAUAAAAUUCCGGCUUAAAAAAAAAAAAAAAAAAAAGUGAAUAUGACUUUUUCAUUUCAAAGUUUCAACUUUUUCUGACUGUUUAGACCACGGGUGUCAAACUCAUUUUGAUUGAGGGCCACACCACAGUAAUGGCUGCUUUCAGAAGGCCACUUAAAACAAAACAAAAAUUCACAUUAUGCAUGAGAGUAAUCGAAAUGCAUAUACAUUUGAUAAGAUUUUUUUUAUGUAUAACUUGCUUUAAAAUCAUAAAUAAAAGGGACGAGCAGAUAUUUACGUUUUUAUCUUACAAAAAUAGUUUUGCAAUACAGUAUAUAAUAUAAAUGGCAUGAUCAGAUAGUAUUACAUUUUAAAAUACGCAUUUUUGUUCAGUCAAAAUUGAAAGAACGAACGCAUUUAGUAAAAAAUAAAAACAUUUAAAUAAGUAUUUUAUUGAAACCCAUUUUUUCCAGGCUUUCGCGGGCCACAUAAAAUAACAUGUUUGUGCACCAGUCGAGGAAAAUGAUCAAACAACAUAAAUAACAUACUGUAAUUUGAUUUUGAUAUAAUUUUUUUAUCUUGAUAGAUUGAAAAUUAACAACAUUAUCACAUAAUGUAUUCAGAAAAUAUAAAUAAUGACAGAGAUAGAAUACUAUUAACUGCAACAGUUAAUUGUAAAAAAUGAACCCAACAACAUAAUGAUUUGUUCAAUUUCAGAAUGUGCUCGUUCUAUUUUUUAAAAAAGAAAACAAUCUGAAGUAGUCUUUAUUUUUAAGUUAUCGUGCCGUGAUUUAACCAGUCCGGCCCACUUGGGAGUAGAUUUUUUUCCAUGUGGCACCCGAUCUAAAAUGAGUUUGUCACCCCUGCUGUGGACUUUAUUCUUUGAAAAUUGUAGCAUUUUUUACUGUAAAAAUCACAACUUAUCUCAUACAUGCCCCCAAAUUUUACUUUUUUCUAAUAAAAUUAAGGUUUUUUUUCUAUUAAUCAUUUUGAUGUUUUUUUUUUUUUUCCACUGUUUUUCUAGUAAAUGUUUUUUCUUUUUUUCUCUUCUGAUAUUACAUUUUCAUUUCUAAAAAAAAUACUUUUUACCAAUUUUUUUUUUCAUAUUUGGCUUUAUUCUUAAUAUAUUAUUCCUGUGCAUACUAUUUGAUUGUGUCUAGCGGAUGAAUGAAAUGUUGUCAAAUGCCCAUCCCUAGUCGUAACUGGACAACACACACACACACACACACACACACACACACACACACACA
Entelurus aequoreus (snake pipefish) is the source of this 6138-nucleotide messenger RNA. Its product is annotated as insulin receptor substrate 2-like. The transcript has 4 exons. Gene Ontology annotation, cellular component: cytosol; plasma membrane. Gene Ontology annotation, molecular function: phosphatidylinositol 3-kinase binding; insulin receptor binding. The coding region runs from base 496 to 3645 and encodes 1049 amino acids. Gene Ontology annotation, biological process: insulin receptor signaling pathway. NCBI's taxonomy places the organism in Eukaryota, Metazoa, Chordata, Actinopteri, Syngnathiformes, Syngnathidae. The record is from RefSeq and is a predicted model, not a curated record.